Messenger RNA from Morus notabilis, 825 nucleotides. RefSeq names its product 15.7 kDa heat shock protein, peroxisomal. The record is from RefSeq and is a predicted model, not a curated record. Gene Ontology annotation, biological process: response to salt stress; response to hydrogen peroxide; protein folding. Bases 179 to 604 code for a protein of 141 amino acids. The transcript has 2 exons. NCBI's taxonomy places the organism in Eukaryota, Viridiplantae, Streptophyta, Magnoliopsida, Rosales, Moraceae.
ACUAGACCCCGUAGAAAGAGUCGAGGAUAAGUCCCGCAGAACCUUCUGGAUUCUCUAUCCUCUAAACUCUUCGGAAUCUUCCUAUUAAAAACACACCAAACCCAUCAAAACCAAAGCACCACACAAAACCAACAACAAAAUUUUUGGCUGAUAAGAAAGAAAGAACUAAAAAUCAGCAAUGGCUGAUAGCAUAUUUGGUCACCCUCUGAGGCGCUUAUUCUGGAGCCCUCCGAUCUUCCGGGAGUGGUCUGGAUCAACGGCUCUCAUGGACUGGCUUGAGUCCCCUUCUGCCCACAUCUUCAAAAUCAACGUUCCAGGUUUCAGCAAAGAGGAGAUAAAGGUGCAAAUAGAAGAGGGAAACGUUUUGCACAUUAGAGGUGAAGGUGAGAAAGAGGAGUCCCAUCAGAAAGACACUGUUUGGCAUGUAGCUGAGAGGGGAACAGAAAAACGGGGCUUUUCUCGGGAAAUCGAAUUGCCGGAAAAUGUAAAGGCGGAUCAGAUAAAAGCUCAGGUGGAAAAUGGUGUUCUGACCAUAGUUGUUCCCAAAGACACAACUCCAAAGCCUUCCAAAGUGAGAAACAUCAACAUCACUAGCAAGCUCUAAGCUCACUCAACAUCACUAGAAACUUCUCAACUCCAAAGGCUUGAUAGAAAAAUGUCUAUGUGCUUAUGUGUAGUUUGUGAAUUUCUACGGGUGUUGUUGUAAUAAAAAUAAUCUUUCAACAGGAGGAACCUGUUCACUUCCAGACAUAACAAAAAAUAAUGUCUCCACUUUGCAUAGAUGAAUAAAAAUAGAGAAUGAUCUUCUAAACUGGCCAAGAUCAA